This is a messenger RNA of Mugil cephalus (flathead mullet), 6337 nucleotides long. RefSeq names its product BMP2 inducible kinase (gene bmp2k). The transcript is spliced from 16 exons. Gene Ontology annotation, biological process: protein phosphorylation. Gene Ontology annotation, molecular function: ATP binding; protein kinase activity. NCBI's taxonomy places the organism in Eukaryota, Metazoa, Chordata, Actinopteri, Mugiliformes, Mugilidae. Bases 881 to 4426 code for a protein of 1181 amino acids. The record is from RefSeq and is a predicted model, not a curated record.
CACGUCAGGUUAGGUUGUCACUUCUUCCAUCGGGUAAAUAACAAACCAGCAGCCACACUCAUUCUGAAGCCCUGUCAUCUGUGGAAGUCGCGACAAGUUUACCGACAGCAAACCUCAACAUAAAAACGACACCGGCAGAACAGGAGGCGCGGGCGACUUCCCUUCAGGGUUUCUGACAUGCUGCGGACGCCCACUCGAGUCUUCCCCGCUUCUGACUUUGUUAGCCCACCUGCACCUAGACGGGUAUCUGGUCUGGUAGAGGAGGAGAAGGAGGAGGAGGAGGAGGAACCGCUGUGGCUGCUAACUAGCCGCUAAAGUGAAGCAAAGGCUACUCUGGGAGGACCGUCGCUUUGGAUAUAUAUUCCCGAGAGUGAGUCAUUGCCACCCGCAGACGUGUUUGUCGACGACGGUGCUCAUUUGUUGUGCUUCUCCCUCUAUUUUUUUUUAUUAUUAUUUUUUUUUUCAUUGUUGCUGAGUCCAUGCAUGCUAACAACGGCUGCAGCCAGCUAGCGUGAUGUGUCACGGUAGCUAACGCGAACACAUUUUAUUUUUUUAUUUUUGUUUGUUUUGUUUUUUUUUUGUUGUUGUUGUUGUUCUACGCGAGUGGAUGCUACGAGAUUUGGGACGCCGACGUGGUGGAAUCAUAUCGCCACGAUGCCUGGAUGUUAACUUUAAUGUCGUUCACACGACGGCGAGUAGUCCCUCCAGAAGAACCGGACGCGGAGCAUGCAGGAGAAGAAAAGGGUUCAGAUAAGUAGAUAGGAGACUUUGGACGCGAGCGACUACACUUCAAACUGUGUGUGUGUGUGUGGGUUAAUUCACCACCGAUUAGGGAUUGCAUUUUUUGGUUGGUGUGACAGAGAAAAGACAAAGUUAAAAGAUGAAGAAGUUUUCCAGGAUGCCCAAGUCCGAGAGCGGUGGGCUCGGAGGGGUGUCCGGGUCCAGCUCUGGAGUCAGCAGCUACUUGGGGAAAGUGUUUGCAGUGGGCCGAUAUCAAGUCACCGUGGAGGAGCUAAUAGCAGAGGGAGGCUUCUCGGUGGUGUUCCUGGCUCGUACGCACAGCGGCGUCCGCUGUGCCCUCAAAAGGAUGUAUGUCAACAACGUCCCAGACCUGAAUGUCUACAAGAGAGAGAUCACUAUCAUGAAAGAGCUGUCGGGCCAUAAGAACAUUGUUGGAUACCUGGACUCCACAAUCAAUGCAGUAUCAGAUAGUGUAUGGGAGGUCCUUAUCCUCAUGGAGUACUGUAAAGCUGGUCAGGUGGUGAAGCAGAUGAACCAGCGGUUAAACGUGGGCUUCAGCGAGGCCGAGGUCCUCCACAUUUUCUGCGACACCUGCGAGGCUGUGGCCCGCCUGCACCAAUGCAAGACCCCCGUCAUCCACAGAGACCUUAAGGUUGAAAACAUCCUACUGAACGACCAGGGAAAUUACGUGCUGUGCGACUUCGGCAGUGCCACUCACAAAGUUUUGCUGCCACAUAAAGACGGAGUGACGGCUGUGGAGGACGAGAUUAAGAAGUACACAACUCUUUCAUACCGGGCUCCGGAGAUGAUUAAUCUGUAUGCAGGAAAAGCCAUCACCACUAAGGCUGAUAUAUGGGCACUUGGAUGCUUGUUGUACAAGCUAUGUUUCUUCGCACUUCCAUUUGGGGAGAGUCAAGUUGCCAUAUGUGACGGAACCUUGACUGUUCCAGAUAACUCAAAAUUCUCCUUCAAGUUGCACUGCUUAAUCAGAUAUAUGCUUGAACCGGACCAGGAGAAGAGACCAGACAUUUACCAAGUGUCCUACUUUGCCUUCAAAUUGGCUGGAAAAGACUGUCCAGUGCCUAAUCUCUUUAACUCUCCGAUCCCUACGUCGCUGCCAGAGCCUCAAACAGCCAGUGAGGCUGCUGCUAAGAAGAGCAUGACAAAAGCCAGGAUAACAGACUCCGUGGGCCCAACAGAAACGUCGAUAGCUCCCAGACAGAGGCCAAAAGCUGCAAACAGUAACGUCCUGCCUCUUGCCAACACUGUCACCCCUGUUAAAAUGACCAUGCCUUCAGCACCCGUCAGCAAUGGACAGAAAGCCACCACUCCUGGCUCAGGGCAGGCCGCCAUGCAGCCCCAGCCACAGCCACAGCCACAGCCACAGCCCAGUCAGCAGCACAGAGUCCUGCAGCAGCUACAGCCCGGUGACCUGCGUCUACAGCAGCUGCAACAUCAUCACCAACAACAACAACAACAACAAGCAGUGCAACAACAGCAACUCCAAUACCUCCAGUACCAACAGGCUGUGCAGCAGUCCCUGCAGCUCCAGCAGCAGCAGCAGGCCAUGCUCCAGCACCAACAUCAGCAGAUGAUGAUGCAGCCGAUGUAUCAGCAGCAGGUUGCUCAGGCCCAGGCCCAAGCUCAUGCUCAAGCUCAAGCCCAAGCUCAUGCUCAAGCUCAAGCUCAAGCUCAAGCUCAGUAUGCAGCCAUGCUGCACCAAUACCACCAGGCUUUUGGCCAACAACAGCAGCAGCAACAACAACAACAGCAGCAGCAGCAACAGCAUCAGCAACAUCAACAACAUCAUCCCGCUCAGCAGCCUCUUCCCUACAUGUCUUCCCCUCUUGAGUUCCAGACUCCUCUGGGUUCUUACAAUGCCACCACACCGACUGCCGGAGCCGGAGCUGGCCAGAUGGGGGGGCCCUCCCCUGUAGAUCCCUCAUACACUAACCCUAGUAGAAACCCUCUGCUCGAUGGCAUCGGCCUGCCCUCUCAGAGCUGCAGCAGCACAGUCAGUAACCCCCCUGACAUGUCGCGCUGGAAUCCUUUUGGAGAGGACAACUUUUCUAAACUGACCGAGGAGGAGCUCCUCGACCGGGAGUUUGACAUGCUCAGAGCAAAAAAGCCAGUGGAGAGAACAGCGAGCGUGGAAACGGACCGAGCGCUGCCCGCUGCCUCCUCCUCUAAGCCCCUCCCACCGGAGGAUCUGUUCGGCUCGGUGCCGUUUGUGGCCAACGCAGGUGCCAGUGUUGUAAAGACGGAACAGACCACUGAGGAAGCGAGCGUCCCUAGCCCCGUCUCGGCGUCCACGGAGGCCCUGCAGCUGUCCACGGCCAAGGAGCACAAACCGGGCAAGAAGAGCCACUGCAGGCCGGGCGACGAGUCCGACAGCGACUUCGAGUCGGACCCUUCUUCGCCGAAAAGCAGCGAGGAUGAAGAGCCGGAGGAGGAGGAAGCCUUGAACAGCGAGCACGGCGAAGACACCGAGCCCGAGAACUUAGGACAGAGGCCUCUGUUGAUGGACUCCGAGGAAGAGGGCGAGGAGGACGAAGACAAACGAAGCUCCGAUUCGGACUUCGGCCCCAGCAGAGUGAAGAGCCGCCCCAAGAAAGCUGCAGGUUGCAAAGGCCCCAGGAGUCCUCAGAGGGGAUCUGGCAAUCUGACCACCCCUCCCGAGUUGCCCGGUGCAGAAAGAGCCGUGGACGUUUUCGGCGCCGUUCCCUUCUUCAGAGAAGCUUCGCCCGUCGGGCCUUCGGAGACCACCGACAUCUUUGCCAAAGCGCCUUUCAGGCAAGUCAGCCACGAGCAGCAAGCUCUGGACGAAUUUGAUGUUUUCACCAAAGCGCCGUUCAACCGGAACCUCUCGAAGUCGGGCAAGAGCGGGAGCGACAUCCCCAUGGGCCAGAUGUCGCCAGUAUCCCCAGAUGGCAUCGACGUGUUUGGGUUCUCUCCCUUCCAGCCGGGCCCAGACGCGCCGCCCCCCACCACCUCGAGAAGCGCCGAAGACAUCUUCCGCACGCCUUUCGAGGGCUCGACGAGCCCUCAGCAGCAGAGGCUGAAGCAGCGCAGCCUUCAGAAGCUCUCGUCGCGCCAGAGGAAGACGAAGCAGGAGGCCACGCCCGGGAGCGGCAACGGGAAGCGGCACCACGGCACGCCGACCGGCGGGCGCAAGGGCAACAAGCCGACGUACCGCACGCCCGAACGCGUCCGCAGGCACAAGAAGGGCGGCCGCAGAGACUCGCAGAGCAGCAACGAGUUCCUCAGCACCUCUGACUCGAAGGAGAACAUCAGCGUUGAUAUAACCAUGGCCGAAGGCAAAGACAAGGCGGCGUCUUUGCCGGUAGACGAUGCCCUUUUAGACCCGUUCGGGGCCAAACCCUUCCACCCUCCGGACAACGCCCGGCACGGCCAGUAUCAAGGCCUCGGCGACGGUAAGGCCGACAUGAGCGCUGCCAAUGGAAAGUCCUGGCCGGUUUCGGUUCACGGCGCCCUCGGAGAAAGCAAAAUUAUGGAUGAUUUCGGGGCAGUGCCCUUCACAGAACUGGUCAUCCACAGUGGACCUCAGCAGCAUCCGCAACAGCAGCAGCAGCAGCAGCAGCAGCAGCAGCCGCCGCCCUCCUCCGCCUCACAGCCCGGGGACCUCGACCCUUUCGGAGCCGCACCUUUUCCCUCGAAGCAGUAAACUCUUCUUGCGUCUUCCCGCUUGAAUAACCCCUGAGCUUUUAUGAGGUUUGGGAUCAUUUUUAACCAGGCACAGUGCCCCUCCGAGUAACACUUCUUUUUUUUUUUUUUUUAAGAACAUUUUUAAUACGUCUCUAACUUUAAAUGACACCUAAACCCUGUGGAGUGAGUGGUGUUUCCACAUAUCUUUCAGCUGUAGCCAUUUGCUGACGAGCCUUUCAUGCUGCAACUAAAUGCUCAUAAAAAAAAAACAUUCGGCCGAGAGAAACUGAAAACCCCUCUAAAGAAAAACAAAAACUGUGAUUAUUAGCGUAAUAUUUGACCGCUUGACUUCUCAAUGGCCUGCCUUCUGUCCUUACCGACAUGUUAUUAAAGCACCACGAAGCCUUAUACCUGAGCUUGGCUCCGCCUCGCUUCACAGUACCUCGGAAACCUCGACGCAGUCAGCCUGCGCUGGCCUUUCUUUGCAUCGUUUUGAGAUCAUUUGGGAGACCUUAACCACUUUGUUUUAUCUUUACUAGACCUUUUUUUUUUUUUUUUUCUUCUCUGUAUGCACAAUUUCACCAGUAGUCUUUUACGCAGCCAACUGUGGAAGUGUUCUGUGUUACUCUGUGUUAUUUACACUUACGAGGGAUUUUACUGUGCUCCUUAAAACGUUGGAGCUGUUCGUUGGGUCCGGUUUAAGUUUUUAGGCUCUUAACUUUGUUCUUUAUUUUAUGAGCUGUAAGUACUGUUAAGUUUCUUUCUUUUCUUUCUUUUUUUUUUUAAUGAAGUUAAAAGUCAACACGUUAGAAAUAAGGAAAAGAAAAAAAAACACAAGGACGCGUUAGAUCUCUAGUCUAGACCUACAGAUACAAGCUUAUAGUCUAUUCAGUGAUCUGGACCAUAGGUUUUAUGUCCUCUCCAGAAUCCUCUGUCUGACUUUACCAUCAGUUACAAUAUAAGGUGGCAUCAUAUUUAUAUUGUAAACAAAUCCCAUGAAAAGACCAAUUAGUUUCUGACUGAAUCCAGUUUGCGUACUCAACCCCACAUCCUCUGUCUCCCACUUAGGAUCUUUAAACGUACAGAUAGGUAUGUCUUUAAGUAGUGAAACCUCAUAUUUGAUCCAAUCCAGCCUCAUUCAUGUCUGAUGUUUCACUCCAUACAGGGCACACGUGUGCAGAAAGAACCGAGUUAUUCUGAGCAGAGAGAAAUGAAUCAGUGCUGCAAGUGAUGACGGUGCUUCAGGAAGUUAAUAGUUUGGUGAACAGCUCCUGCCAGAUGGAUUCAGUUACCAUCAGAGGCUCUUAGACCCUCUGGUGGGCUUGUUUUGGUGCGUGGGCCAUCAGUCUUCUCAAAGUUUGCAAGAAGAAGAGAAAUGACGUUUUCCCCCCACAAAAAAUGUCAAACCCUUCAUUUUAAAAUAGGCUCCAGAAACAUAGUUUAAUCUUUAAAAAGUGAACAGUGCCAUUCUUCCUGUUGUGUCAGUAUCAGCUUUGGUCUUUUUUUUGGAAUUUGUUAACAACAAUGUAUGUUAUAAAAAGAAAAAAAAAUCAUCCUUUAUUCUUCAACACAGGCAUUUCCACUGCAGCGUGAGGUGAACUCAUAAAGUACGUUCAUAAAGGGAAAAACGUUUCAAACGAACACUUGAAAAUCUACGAUGUGAAUUCAGCUCAUUCGUCUUCAUGAACACACUUCAGCGCUGAAUUCUUCCUCCAACUCGUUGCUGUUCCACAUCGGCGGCCUUAAGCACUGCAUUAGUUAGUAGCUCCACAGCCACUGGUACAUUCGCUCGACUUAAAAGCCAGUGGAAACCACUUUCCUUCUUUUUUUUUUUUUGUUUUUUUAAUCACCAGGGUAAAUCUUAUCUUGUAUUUAUCUGCUCUAUAACGCUGUUUGACACAAUAAAAAAACAAAAACACGUUUCAUCUCA